Molecule: messenger RNA, 613 nt
Organism: Medicago truncatula (barrel medic)
Lineage: Eukaryota; Viridiplantae; Streptophyta; Magnoliopsida; Fabales; Fabaceae
Product: transcription factor CPC
Exons: 3
Coding region: 186-410 (74 amino acids)
Biological process (GO): regulation of DNA-templated transcription; cell differentiation
Cellular component (GO): nucleus
Molecular function (GO): transcription cis-regulatory region binding
Source: RefSeq, a predicted model, not a curated record
UCUCUAUUUCUAGUAAGCUUCUACAGUUCUACUUAUAUUAACAAUAAUUCACUUGCUCCUAUAUAUAUUAAUAUACCACUCAAUCAUUCCUUAUUCUGCAAAAUAACACCAUAUAUUAUCAAAUAAAAUAAAAAAAAAAAGAUCAUUGAAACUUAAUUCAUUACUCUUUUUAAUUUCCUAUUGCAAUGGCUGACACUGAACACUCCUCUAAAAAUGUUACAGAAGUUUCUACAGAUCAGCAAUCAAACCAAAGUUCAAAGGUUGAAUUUUCUGAAGAAGAGGAAAUGCUUAUUACAAUGGUUUAUAAUCUUGUUGGGGAGAGGUGGUCAUUGAUUGCUGGAAGAAUUCCUGGAAGAACAGCAGAAGAAAUAGAAAAAUAUUGGAAUUCAAGACACUCGACUAGCGAAUGAAGUGCCAGCUAUGAAUGAAUGAAUCAAGAAAUUUGUGGGUAACUUUGAGGGAAAUGAAAAGAAUGUCGAUUUUUAUUAUUACGGCUACUUUUGUUUUUGACAAAAAUAUUAUUACUGCUACUUGAAGUAGCAGCUAUAUGAAAUGAAGCAAGAAAUGAAUCUUGUCAAUUUAUAUCAUAAUGCUAUUUGGUGUUUAAUUUUAA